AUCGCGAAAACUGGAACCGGUUUUACACGCGCAAAUCCAUUGAUCCAAGUUCCGAACCGGCGUGGGUUUUGUUGACGUGAGUGAGACAGCAAUUUUUCUGUCAUCCGAUUCUCUUCCGAGUCUCAGGUUUCUCCUCAAGGAAAGAAAAGGGAAUAAAAUCAACGGCAUGGGGACGUCCGACGAAGCCCAGAGCAUCAAAGCGGAAGGCAACGAUUUGUUCAAAGCCGGCGACUAUGUCGGGGCGCUGGAAAAAUACAACAGCGCCUUGAAGCUGACCGACGAGGAGAACCACAAGGCUGUGCUUCUGAACAACCGAGCUGCCGCCAACAUCAAGCUCCGCAGAUACGAGGACGCCGUGAAGGAUGCAACCGAAGUUUUGGAGAUGACGCCUUCGGACGUGAAGGCCCUCUACCGUCGAAGCCAGGCGUACGAGGCGCUCGGAAAGGUAGAGGAAGCGUUCAGGGACGCCCGCAAGGUGCUUCACCUGGAUCCCAAGAACACUGCUGUUCAGCCGAGCCUACGGCGACUCAGCCAAGCCAUUCAGGAAAUUGCCAAGGAGAACGCAAGCACGAGCAACAAGGUCGGUCAGAUGUUGGGAGUCGUCGGUGACCCUACAUUGAACCUCGAACUCAAGGUCCAGGCAGGAAACAACCUCGUGGUGAUUGCUCGGGAGAAAGCCGGCGCCGAGGCGAUUGUGAAGUCGGACGGACUUGCCAAGUGCCUAGCUGCCAUGAGAAGCCUCAAGAGCCCAGAGUUCUCGCUUGCUUGCAUCAGGAUCUUUGCUGAACUCUGCAAGAAAAGUACCGAAUGGGCGUCACUGGUGCUGAAGGAAUUUGGCCUCCCGAUGAUGGUCAACCAGUUUGUCAGCAAAGACAACCAGCAAGUGACUGCUGUCCAGUACCUCUUCCAGACCAUGAUUAACGUCUUCAGCGGCAUGGACUCCAAAGAUUCCAAGAAACCGGACAAAGAACUGAUGAAAAAACACGAGCAAGAAAUCGACUCCAUAAUGCUGCUGCUCGUCAAGAGUGUCUCGAGUCGCGUCAUGACGGCGCUGGGACGUGAUGCCAUCCUUGAGCUGCUCACCAAAAAUGUAGACUAUGAACGUCUCAACUGGGGAAUGAAGCUGGUUGACUCAGACGGGCUUGUGGAACUGCUGGAGGUUGCCAGUGAGCUUGAAGAGAUCCGAUAUGAGAGCAGCAUGGACAUCACUUCCAACACGAGGCCCAACUGCUCGGUCUUGCUCGAGAGGAUCUACUUCUGCAUGGACUACGACAGGGCCAAGGAGAAGUACAGGGAAAAGGUCACAGACUAUGUCAACGGCAAGCUCAGGGACCUUGAGAUUGAGAGCAAGGUUCGAGUGACGUCUGCGAUUACGGCUCUCCUUCUGGGUCCUCUCGACGUCGGAAACCAAUGCUUGGCUACACCAGGUGUCGUUGAAAUGAUGCUCGCCAUGGCCGGCUCCGAAGACGAAGUACAACAGCGUGUGGCAGCCGAAGCCAUCAUCGCCGCCGCUUCCAAGAAGGACAAGUGUACCAGCAUCAUCUCCAUGGGGAUGGGAAUCCUCAAGAAGCUGUAUCAGUCGCACAACGACAACAUCAGGGUCCGGGCGCUCGUUGGGUUGUGCAAGCUGGGGUCCUUCGGAGGCACGGACUCUAGCAUGCGACCGUUCUCGGACGGCACGACGCUGAAACUGGCGGCAACCUGCAGGAAUUUUCUUGUGAAUUCCAAGAACGACAAGGACUUGAGGAAGUGGGCCGCGGAGGGGCUGGCGUUCCUCACGCUAGACGCCGAGGUCAAGGAGGACCUCAUCGCCGACAAAAAUGCCAUCCACGCCCUGAUCGACUUGGCAAAGGUGGAACAGAAGACUGUGCUCUAUGGCGUGGUCACCACCCUGGUCAACCUGACCAACAGCUACGAGAAACAGGAGGUCUUGCCGGAGCUGAAGGAACUCGCCAAGUUCGCCAAGCAGCACGUACCCGAGGAACACGAGCUGGAUGCCAAAGAGCACGUGGAAAAACGCAUCAAACUACUGGCAGAGUCCGGCGUCACGGUAGCUUUGGUGGCGCUCUCGACGACGGAGAGCAGAAACAGCCGAGAAAUGAUCGCGAGGGUCUUCAACGCCAUCUGCGAACAGCAGGAGCUUCGCGGACACGUCGUACAACAGGGAGGAGCCAAGGCCUUACUCAAACUGGCGGCCGAGAACACCCCGAAUGGCAAGUUCAUCUCCGCACAGGCGCUGGCACGCCUUGGAAUAACCAUCAACCCCGAAGUUGCCUUUCCGGGUCAGAGGGCUGUGGAAGUGAUUCGGCCCCUGAUGUCACUGCUUCACCCGGAGUGCACGGCCCUGCAGAACUUUGAGUCACUCAUGGCUCUCACUAACCUCGCCACCAUUAGUGAGGGCGUACGGUCACACAUCAUCAAGGACGGGGGAAUCACAACGGUGGAGAAUUACUGCUACGAGGAUCACGUGAUGCUCAAGCGCGCUGGAGUUCAGUGUAUCCUCAAUCUCCUACAAAGCGAAGAGGUUGUACGGAUCUACGAGAAGGGAGACAGAGUCAAGUACCUCACCUUGUGCCUCGAGGACGAAGACUACGACACCAGCCAGGCGGCGGCUGGAGCUCUUGCCAUGCUGACAUCCGUCAGCGAUGUGGCGUGCCAAAAAGUCGUUGAGGUCAAGGACUGGGUCGAGAUCUUCGGGGGUCUGGCGGCCCACAAGGACGAAGCCCUCCAGCACCGCGGCGUCUGCAUCCUCCACAACCUUGUGCACUCAAAGCGAGACGUCGCCGAGAGGCUCGUCGGCAGCUCUCUGCUCGAAGUCCUCCUGGCAGUGACCCAGGUCGAAGGAGCGGCAGCAAGUGACAAGGUUCGCAAGCUCGCGCAGGAGACUCUCAGCAAGGCCGAACAGUGGAAGCUCAUCCAGAAGUCGUCCGAACAGGACGAGCCUCAGGAAGAGCCGGCAGACGUCCAGUAGUGACUCGGCAAAACGAGAAGUGUCCCCGUGUUGUUGUGCAGACAAGUGAAUCUGUCUCUUGGGUGCAACGCAUGUUUCACGCGUGCGACGACUGCUGCUUUGGUGCCACGAGGCAAGACGAAAAGACUGGCAGACGAGAAGCGCGUGUUCUUGCACGAGGCACAAACUCUGCGUUGACGCCGCGAAGCCUGGCGUGAUUUGGAGGCAUUGCGUUGCAUUGAGGGUGUUUAGACAAUAUUUAGUUUUGAUUUUGUCCAGUUGAGACGGCACACCUUUCCCAGAUGAAUUUUCUAUCCCCUUCGUACAAACGGCUCAAAGCCGCGUUUCUAUUAGCGAUUUACACUCGGAACAUGCUUCACUGAAAGCGGAACAAAGGCUGAGUCGGCGCUCCAGUGCCUUUCAAACAGUCUACUCUAGCAACCGUGAAAAUUACAAAAAAGUCUCCGUAUAUUUUAUAUUAAAAAAGAACAACUCUUAACCAGGUUUGUGCCUACCAGAAAAUGUAUGAUUGAACAAGCAUGCCAGCUGCCUCCUUCCGUUUUGCUGCCAGUGAAAAGUUGUUCUCGAGUUAGUGCCACAAUUAGCCUCAAAUGUGCCACAAACUUUGCACCCGUCCGAUCGAACGUGACAGAAUAUAACCAUGUCUGCGUCCAGUUUCACCCUGAGCGAGCUCACUCGGCAGCGGCCGUGGCCAGUGCAGGCUCGUUGCUUUCGAUGGGGUUCCGCCGCACGUGCGUGUCCGUUGCGGACACCCCUUCCAAGGCAACGGCAAGCCAUGGCCCAUAGUUUUUUUUUUUUUUUGUCUGUGCACAGUUGCCACAUGGUGCGAGAUGCACUGGGCUUAUUUGACACACCUAACCCGUCUACUCUGGAGCAGGUGAGACCCCCAGCGUAGGGCGACGCAUUUCUGCCGAGUCUCCUUCGAACCGCCAAAAAAAUAAAACAGAAGCCGUCGACGUGCAUUCAAUGCU
Messenger RNA from Ixodes scapularis (black-legged tick), 3942 nucleotides. RefSeq names its product protein unc-45 homolog B (gene unc-45). The transcript has 21 exons. The record is from RefSeq and is a predicted model, not a curated record. NCBI's taxonomy places the organism in Eukaryota, Metazoa, Arthropoda, Arachnida, Ixodida, Ixodidae. Gene Ontology annotation, molecular function: Hsp90 protein binding. The coding region runs from base 167 to 2971 and encodes 934 amino acids.